Molecule: messenger RNA, 795 nt
Organism: Rhopalosiphum maidis (corn leaf aphid)
Lineage: Eukaryota; Metazoa; Arthropoda; Insecta; Hemiptera; Aphididae
Exons: 2
Coding region: 1-795 (264 amino acids)
Source: RefSeq, a predicted model, not a curated record
AUGGCUGAGCUUGAUCAUGUUGUACUUGAAUUAGCUAAAAUGAAAGUUAUUAUAAAUUCUUCAAACAUAAUGCUUUGGUCAGAUUCAACAAUCAUGCUGUCUUGGAUUAACACUUUUAAACCACUAAAGGUAUUUGUUGCUAACAGAGUAGCACAAAUAAUUGACUUCACCAGUCCAAUUAUUCCCUCAGCAAGAUGCCAUCUCAGGAAGAAGGGCCCAUUGACUGUGGUUGAGUUAUCUAAUGCAAAAACAACCUGGAUACUUCACACUCAAAAGCAUGCUUUCCAUAAUGAUUUAGACAAAUUAAGUAAAAAUCAGCAACUAUCUAAACAAAGUCAGUUAAAAAAGUUACACCCCUUCAUUGAUAGCUCUGGGCUAAUACGUGUAGGUGGUCGUUUGUCUCAGUCAAACUUGUCAGACAGCAUGAUGUUUCCCAUUUUACUACCAUCAAAGUCCAGACUAAUUCGCUUAUUGUUCGAAUACGAGCACAAACAUUUGUUACACAUCGGACCACAUAUUCAAGGCACCUUCUGGCCAAUAAGGGGACGGAUAAUUGUAAAAAGUGUAGUGCAUAAUUGCCUCAUAUGGUACAAAACUAAUCCUGCUUUACGAGCACCAUUGAUGGCGUCUCUUACUAGAGCUAGAGGUACUAUGGAACGGCCCUUUGCUAGAAUAGGGGUAGAUUUUUAUGGCCUCACACAGAUUCGAGGUCACAGUAAAGUCACGGCAAGGUCCAGUCUAUUAAAAGCUAUAUUGCGGUAUUUGUUUGUUUUAUUACCAGGGCUAUACACCUAG